Molecule: messenger RNA, 1107 nt
Organism: Knipowitschia caucasica
Lineage: Eukaryota; Metazoa; Chordata; Actinopteri; Gobiiformes; Gobiidae
Source: the annotation of a GenBank genome assembly
AUGGCGCUGUCUUCAAGCGUUGGUUUCGUUUUUGUCCCAAAUUCUCCAUUGAUUCAACAGACGGCAGCUGUCAGGCGCAAAGUUCGAGCCGUGGCUGCCACCGUCACCGCCAUGUCUUCGUCCAAGUCCCUGUACAUCGUCAUGGAGGUGCUGAUCGCCGUGUCGUCCGUGGUCGGCAACGUGAUGGUGGUGUGGGCGGUGCGCAUCAACCGCUCGCUGCGAGACACCACCUUCUGCUUCAUCGUGUCCCUGGCGCUGGCCGACAUCGCCGUGGGGGCCCUGGUGAUCCCGCUGGCCAUCACCAUCAGCAUCGGCCUCCAGACGCACUUCUACAGCUGCCUGCUCUUCGCCUGCACCGUGCUCGUGCUCACGCAGAGCUCCAUCCUCGCGCUGCUCGCCAUCGCCGUCGACCGCUACCUGCGCGUCAAGAUCCCCAUGAGCUACAAGCGUGUGGUGACGGCGCGCAGGGCGGGCGUGGCCGUGCUGCUCUGUUGGCUCGUGUCCUUUGUGGUGGGACUGACGCCGAUGUUCGGCUGGAACAACCUGCAGCAGCUGCGUCUGAACGGCUCCGCAGACCUGGUGGUGACCUGUGAGUUCGAGACCGUCAUCAGCAUGGACUACAUGGUCUACUUCAACUUCUUCGGCUGGGUGCUGCCCCCCCUGCUGCUCAUGCUGGGGAUCUACGCCGAGAUCUUCUACAUGAUCCACAGGCAGCUCAACAAGAAGGUAAUCUCCAGUCACUCAGACCCUCGGCGGUACUUCGGGAAAGAGCUGAAACUGGCCAAAUCUCUGGCUCUGGUGCUGUUCCUGUUCGCGGUGAGCUGGCUGCCUCUGCACAUCCUGAACUGCAUCACGCUCUUCUGCCCCGGCUGCCCCUCCACGCCCUCCCUCAUCUACGUGGCCAUCCUGCUCAGCCACGCCAACUCCGCGGUCAACCCUGUCGUCUACGCCUUCCGCAUCAACAAGUUCCGCUCGGCCUUCCGCAAGAUCUGGACAACAUACGUCCUGUGCCAUGACCCGGUGGGGAGGCUCCCGCAGAGGGGAAGCCAGAGGAGCCGAAGCAAAGAGACCCGGCUCAGGCAAAACGAUGACGACGACGACGUGUGA